GUCAAAGCCCCGAACUAAUAAUAGCCAAGAAGUCGACUUAUAUCUUAACGAUGAUCCAAAUGAUGAGAUGAGAAAAUCAAUUAAGAAGACAGGCAGGAGUACCAUCCUGAAUGAUCAGAUUGAUGAAGGAGGGUAUCAAACUCUGAAAGGAAAAUAACCAUAAGGCCGAUCAUGAAAGAAAAGUAAUAAGCAACAGAAGGUACACAAAGAAUUCAAAAUGCUCAAUAGCAGACAUUACAUCUUCAAAUAUAAAGUUCCCUAUAAACAGGAAGCAGAAAAAUGAGAUGAUUCACAGAAUUUAUGAAACGAGGCUGACCAAUCAGUUGAAGGAUUGGUCCCUCUCAAGGCUCUGAAUAAGGCCAAACACUAACCUUAAGGUCAAGAGAAGCAAGCAAAAAUAAUCUCAAAUUUAAGCAGAGAUCUCCUGUUCCCAACCAAUUUGAUGUGAACAAAUCUGCAGUUGUGAUGAACAGACAUGAGCUAGAGCCAAAAGCUAGUGAUAUGAUUGUUAGACACAAUCGAAGAAAGAUGUGAAAGAUGAAGCUAAUCUUACAGCAGAAGUAUUGGCCAAAUAAUAAAAUCAUCAGGCCAAAUACUAAUUACAAACGUCAGAGUUUAUCUUGAAACAGACAAAAAUUUAUGGUUCAUAGAAAGAAAAAUAGAAAUUUCUUUAAGAAAACUCCAGUUAAAAAUUCUUCUUCAAGAGGACAAAGGAAGGUAGCUCCUAUGAGUGUCAGGAAUGUUAAUAAAAGCAGAGAGGAUAUUUCCAGUUCUAACCUUGCUACUAAACACUUCCAAUCGGAUAGAUCUUUAAAAGGCCCUCGUUCUUCUGUCAAUCAACAUCAGAUGAAGCAAAAGCUCGAUAAAUUUCAAAAUAAGUGAAAAUUUAAAAGUAGGAAAACAAAAAGAGUCAAAAAUAACUUUACACUAAUUGAUGAAGAAGAAAAGGAAGAAGAGAAAUCUGUAAAAGAAGUCUGUAAAAAUGCUGCAGAAUUACAAAACUCAAUCUUCUCUGAUGAAGUCAGAUCAAAAGUAGAAACCUCUAGAAAGGCUUCUCAGCUCAAAAAGGCUGAAACUGAGAAGCACAAUAACCUAAAGAAGGAGGAAAGUAAUGCUUAUUCGCGCCAAAACACAGAGGUUCCUGUCAGGACUGACUCUUCGAUAAUCUUUAAGACCACUAAGGGUCAUAUAAGUGUGAUGGAGUCCAAAGAUUCUCUGAAUGAGAAACCCUCAACUGCAAAUAUUUACCAAAGACUGUUUAGCAAGAAUUUCGAUAAAGAAUCUGACACAUUUGAGGAUGCAAGGAAAGAUCUUGACCUUAAGAGGACCAACACACAAGGAUCAGAACGAUACAUCAGGAAAAUUGAGAAGGAAAAGAAGAAGGUUGAAGAAUGGAAAAGAAGCCAAAGAAGACUCAAUACAAAUAAUAAAUAUAUUGAGACUUUGAAAAGCGAAAGGACCAGGCUGAAUGGCAAGACGCUCCCUCGGCCUGCUGAUGUCCGUGUACGACAAAAUUUCUCAUACCAUGAUAGUCUGACUAACAGAAUUUUACAGAGAGGGAAAUAGCAUUAAAGAAAGUUCUCAAGGAGGGACUAAGGAUUGAAAUUACUUCAACUUGGUCUAACAAAGCCUUCUGAUUUACCGAGCUAUAACUCGUUUUAUCAUUAAUCUCCGAAACCCCACUCCCUGUAACGCUGCUGAUGGCCUUCAAUGGCCUUGUUGUCUAAAAUAGUUGUUGAAAACACCAUUAAAAGUCUACAAUCUUCUAAAGUUAUUCAGUU
Molecule: messenger RNA, 1781 nt
Organism: Moneuplotes crassus
Lineage: Eukaryota; Ciliophora; Spirotrichea; Euplotida; Euplotidae
Source: the annotation of a GenBank genome assembly